Messenger RNA from Amphimedon queenslandica, 917 nucleotides. RefSeq lists its product as uncharacterized. Lineage: Eukaryota; Metazoa; Porifera; Demospongiae; Haplosclerida; Niphatidae. The coding region runs from base 219 to 803 and encodes 194 amino acids. The transcript has 5 exons. The record is from RefSeq and is a predicted model, not a curated record.
ACCACCUCCAGAGAGGGAUGUAUCUGACGUAUGCCAUGGUGAAGUAUUGCAGUAUUGUUCUUAUGUAAACUAUGCAAUCCUACUCUCUUCAUUGCAGUAUUGUUCUUAUGUAAACUGUCAAAUUCCACACUGUCUGCCGGGUGGUUAUGGGCAUAUAACUCCCGCUAAACAUCAAAGGUUUCCAUGGUAGCCACCCAUGCACCAUGGUAUAAGAUGUGAUGCAUGCUGUCUUUGAGGGGGUUGCAGCUACACAAUUACAAGUCCUUUUGCCCUACUUAAUUGAGGAAAAGAAGUUUUUCACUUUAGACCAGCUAAAUCUUCUCAUUAGGUCACACAGUUAUGGUUAUUCUGAAGUUCAGACAAAGCCAUCUCAAAUCAAAAAAGAUGAUACUUAUCAUGUAAAGCAAUCAGCAUCUCAAAUGAUGACGUUGAUACGUCUAUUGCCAUUUCUUAGUGGCAGUUAUAUUGAUGAUGAUGAUGUGCAUUGGGAUUGCUACUGUCUGCUAUGGCUCAUUUGUGACAUGAUUGUUAAAGCAUAUCUAGAAUGUUUCACUUUUCUCUACUCUCACAUUAAUGUGACACCCAAAAUGCAUUACCUAAUCCAUCUACCUGAGCAAAUGGAACUGUUUGGACCAUUGAGGCACCAUUGGUGCAUGCGAUUUGAAUGCAAAAAUGCACAAAUAAAAGGAUUUGUUACUAACUGUUUUAAGAAUGUACCAUUUUCUGUAGAUGUACGACACCAGCAGUGGCUGUUAUCAUCUUGUGGUUCAGCGUGGUCAGCUCUACUCGUCAUUUCUUUAUGAUGGAGAUCAAGUUAUGUCAGGUACUUUAUGUAACUUGUUUGUUUACAAGCGAGAACUUGAUUUACUGUUUGGCAGUUUGGAAUUUGAGAUUAAAGGAAUUAGGUAAGUCAAUGA